Molecule: messenger RNA, 2771 nt
Organism: Oncorhynchus keta (chum salmon)
Lineage: Eukaryota; Metazoa; Chordata; Actinopteri; Salmoniformes; Salmonidae
Exons: 7
Coding region: 179-1525 (448 amino acids)
Biological process (GO): positive regulation of ERK1 and ERK2 cascade; interleukin-15-mediated signaling pathway; T cell activation
Cellular component (GO): membrane raft; external side of plasma membrane
Molecular function (GO): MHC class II protein binding; protein tyrosine kinase binding
Source: RefSeq, a predicted model, not a curated record
AUGUAAGAAUGUGCUAUGCUCCUUCUCUUUGUCUGGAGUUGUUUCUCAGAUAUUGGUGGAACUGGAGUUAAAUGUCAGGUCAGGAUAUGGACCACAUUAUGGUUAUUCAGUGGUGGAUCCUGUUAUGCAUAUCAGGGAAUUCUGCUGAGGAUCUGUGUCACAUUGUCCACACACAGUGAUGAAGAGGAGCAUCUUCUUGAUCUCUGGUCAGACAGAGAGUGUGCAUCUGUCUGUGUCAGACCUGGCUCAACCUCACUGGUCAGAGUUCAGCUGGGAGUGGACCUCACAUGAUGGGAGAUACUCAGAGAUUCAAAUAGCCAGAGCAAUAUCCUCUAGGCUAGUGGUUAGUCCACCUUUCACAGGGUACUUUUCUUGCAGCAAAGACUUUGACGUAACAGUGAAGCCGAAGUUUGAAUGUGCAGGGGUGUUUUUGUUGGUAAGAGCAAAUGUCCCAUUGGUUAAGAUUGAGAUCUUCGCCACAAAAAUUACACCUUCCUUUUGGCCUAUAUUUCGUCUGGGUUCUGAUGUGAGUGUUGGUUGCGAAGUGUCCAGCCUACCAGAUGGGGCCACACUGCAGUGGGAAAGAGAUGGAGAUUCCACUUCUAACACCACGCUGUUCUACAAUAACACUGUCCACAUGCUCAUCCGCAGUGUUCAUCCGGACAGUCAGGGGGCAUACUACUGCACUUUUAGACAGAAUGGAACACUGUUAUAUAAUGUCUCUAAUGCUGUCAGAAUUGAGGAAGUUUCGUCUGAUGCCACUCUCACAAUGUACAGAGAGAGCUCCAACAGCUCUCUGGUGACACUGUUUUGUAAGACAUCAGAUGGUUACAUCUAUGCAUCAUGGUCCUGGACCCCAUUAUCUACAGCUAAAGAGGUUCACCUUGUGACAACUACAAUGUACGGAUCCAAUGACACGUUUAAUGAGAGAUUUUCAUGCGGGGACUUCAAUGGAUACUACUUCCCUCUCUACUUCUCACCGGUGAAGUUUGAAGAUUCUGGAAGGUUCAACUGCUAUUUUGAAAACCUCCUAGUUGCCUCUAUUAAUGUGGUAACCCUAAAGGUCUCUGCAGUUCCGCCUAGUGGAUUCCCCAGGAAUCAUCCGGUGGUCCUGAGAUGUGAGGUGUCGGGGGUGAGCACCGACCCUGUGACCCUAGCCUGGCUGAGGAUGGAAGGGAGCAGGGGGCUGCUGGUCAAACAGGACAUCCUGACAGAGAGUCACCCCAACAGGACGCUCAGUGUGACCCUGCCCAGCCUCCGUAGGGACCAGCUGCACUGGCAGUGUGCUGUGUUCACAGAGGGCAUGCUCAGAGUAACAGCCUCCUUGACCCUCACACUCCCCACACAGACAAAAAUGUCUUCAAUGACAGGGAUGGGCACCGAGACAGUGGUCAGAGGAGUGAUUACAAUGGCUGCCACCCUAGGAAUUCUGGGACUUCUCGGGCUCUACUGUCGAAGACCAAACGGCACCCAGACACAGAGACAAAAGGAGGAACCUGCUCAACUGGAGGAGACUAGUGUAUAGCCUUGUUGCUAGCCUAUGGCCUGUGGCUGUGUUGAAACAUAGCUUUCCCACCCAUGUCUGUACCAACCAGUGAUGUCUUUCACACUGAAUUACCACAUGACACACUGUGUUCUGUCAAAAGGUCUGGCAAUAGAAACUUCACUGGUGUUAAAAUAAUGUGUUAACCACCAACAACCUUCCCCUCAAAGACUAAUAUUGAAAACAUGACCAUGUUAUGAUACUGUAAGCAUCUUUCCAAAAGACCUAAAUAAUUCACACUGAGUGCACAAAACAUUAGGAACACCUGCUCUUUCCAUGACAUAGUCUGACCAGGUGAAUCCAGGUGAAAGCUAUGAUCCCUUAUUGAUGUCACUUGUUACAUCCACUUUGAUCAGCGUAGAUAAAGGGGAAGAGACAGGUUAAAGAAGGAUUCUUGAGACAAUUGAGACAUGGAUUGUGUAUGUGUGAAAUUCAGAGGGUGAACGGUCAAGACUAAAUAGUAAUGUUUUUACACUCAGUGUAUAUUAUUUAGUUCAUCCUAGAAGUGUACAUUUCCAUUCAUCCUCAGUCUGUAAUGUUUGUACACAAUAAAUGGGGAUGUUAAUACUAGUUUGUCAACAGUGUCUCAGCUUAAUUCACCGUCUGAUUGUCCUGUAUUAGGAAAGCUUUGAACUUUGAAUGGACUGUUAUAAGAGACUGGCUAUAAUGUAGCAAGUUAGGCCUUUUGGUUUUGAAAGCCUUUGGUUGCAUUUGGACAUCAUGGUCUUUGGAUUUUCAAUAUAUUCACUGUUUGCUUCAAGAGGAAAAUGUCUUGUUUCCAUAUUAAUUAUAAAAUGUGUAACAUCCUUGUAAUAAUACUACUUCUAUUAUUUAAAUUGCACAGCAUUUACAUUAUAUUCUGCUACAUGGUGCUAAACUGUGACAUGUUUGACUAUUGUUUUGAUCCCAUUGAUGCCUAUUAUCGGCAGGUAGCCUAGUGGUUAGAGCGUUGGACUAGUAACCAAAAGGUUGCUAGAUCAAAUCCCCCAACUGGCAAGGUAAACAUCUGUUGUUCUGCCCCUGAACAAGGCAGUUAACCAACUGUUCCAAGGCCGUCAUUGAAAAUAAGAAUUUCUUCUUAUUAACUGACUUGCUUAGUUAUAUAAAUGUAAAAUAAAUGAUGAUGGUGGUGUGGCAUUGAUCAUUUAAUCCUUAAUCCUGCUCCGUAAUCCCUGCUUGCUACAUUCAGUAUAUGGCUGAUACAAAUAAAGUGAGAUUUUAUGAAGUA